AUGUCUGCUGUCUUCCAGAAUGCUACUUUCAGUACUCUUCUCAGGGAGGAGAGUUUUUCCAGGACUCUGCAAAAUGUGUAUCAACUGCAGCCUCAAUUGAACGUCAUGGAGAAGUACUGGGCUGCCUGGUACACGUAUAUGAACAACGAUGUGUUGGCAACCGGUCUGAUGUUCUUUUUGCUGCACGAGUUCAUGUACUUCUUCAGAUGUCUGCCAUGGUUCAUCAUUGACCAAAUACCAUUCUUCAGAAGAUGGAAGCUGCAACCAACUAAAAUUCCAAGCGCAAGGGAGCAAUGGCACUGUUUCAAAUCCGUCGUGCUGUCGCACUUCUUGGUCGAGGCCAUUCCUAUUUGGACUUUCCACCCAAUGUGUGAAAAACUGGGUAUCACCGUCGAAGUUCCAUUCCCAUCGUUGAAGAGAAUAGGCGCAGAGAUUGCUCUUUUCUUUGUUUUGGAGGACAUUUGGCACUACUGGGCUCACCGUCUAUUCCAUUACGGCGCCUUCUACAAGUAUAUCCACAAGCAACAUCACAGAUAUGCUGCGCCUUUUGGAUUAGCGGCAGAGUAUGCUCAUCCGGUCGAAACCAUGACUUUGGGCUUCGGCACCGUUGGUAUGCCAAUCCUUUACGUGAUGUACACCGGAAAACUUCAUCUAUUCACCCUGUGUGUUUGGAUCUCGCUGAGAUUGUUUCAGGCCAUUGAUGCCCACUCUGGCUACGAUUUUCCAUGGUCUCUGAACAAGUUUCUGCCCUUCUGGGCCGGCGCUGAGCACCAUGACUUGCACCAUCACUACUUUAUCGGUAACUACGCUUCUUCUUUCAGAUGGUGGGAUUACUGCCUAGACACGGAAGCUGGCCCAGAGGCAAAGGCUGCUAGGGAGGAGAAGAUGAAAAAAAGAGCCACCGGAAGAGUUAAGAAAAACAUUUAG
Torulaspora globosa is the source of this 927-nucleotide messenger RNA. Its product is annotated as sterol desaturase family protein. Gene Ontology annotation, molecular function: iron ion binding; C-4 methylsterol oxidase activity. The transcript has a single exon. The record is from RefSeq and is a predicted model, not a curated record. Bases 1 to 927 code for a protein of 308 amino acids. Lineage: Eukaryota; Fungi; Ascomycota; Saccharomycetes; Saccharomycetales; Saccharomycetaceae. Gene Ontology annotation, biological process: ergosterol biosynthetic process.